Messenger RNA from Pongo pygmaeus (Bornean orangutan), 3878 nucleotides. RefSeq names its product piwi like RNA-mediated gene silencing 1 (gene PIWIL1). The transcript is spliced from 21 exons. Bases 273 to 2858 code for a protein of 861 amino acids. The record is from RefSeq and is a predicted model, not a curated record. Lineage: Eukaryota; Metazoa; Chordata; Mammalia; Primates; Hominidae. Gene Ontology annotation, molecular function: protein binding; RNA binding.
GUUACUGGGCGUAUGGCGUACUGACACGAGGCCGGCGUCUGGGAGGAGGUGUUCAUCCGCCCAGGAAAAGAGCGCCUGUUGCUCGCUUCCCGCGUGUCCCUGGCUCUCUCGGGAACCCAGCGCCGAAGGCGAGGUGGGCGCGGGCCGCAGGAGGUCGUGGGAGGUCGGCGGCGCGGAGGGAUCUCCGCGGGAGCCGUUGGGGCUGUUGGCCUCGGACUGAGGUGCGAGGACCAGGACUAGGGCGAGGGCAGCGGUCCAAGAAAUAGAAAACAAUGACUGGGCGAGCCAGAGCCAGAGCCAGAGGAAGGGCCCGCGGUCAGGAGACAUUGCCGCUCGUGGGCUCCACUGCUAGUCAGCAACCUGGUUAUAUUCAGCCUAGGCCUCAGCAGCCACCAGCAGAGGAGGAAUUAUUUGGCCGUGGACGGCAGAGAGGAACAGCAGGAGGAACAGCCAAGUCACAAGAACUCCAGAUAUCUGCUGGAUUUCAGGAGUUAUCAUUAGCAGAGAGAGGAGGCCGUCGUAGAGAUUUUCACGAUCUUGGUGUGAAUACAAGGCAGAACCUAGACCAUGUUAAAGAAUCAAAAACAGGUUCUUCAGGCAUUAUAGUAAGGUUAAGCACUAACCAUUUCCGGCUAACAUCCCGUCCCCAGUGGGCCUUAUAUCAGUAUCAUAUUGACUAUAACCCACUGAUGGAAGCCAGAAGACUCCGUUCAGCUCUUCUUUUUCAACAUGAAGAUCUAAUUGGAAAAUGUCAUGCUUUUGAUGGAACGAUAUUAUUUUUACCUAAAAGACUACAGCAAAAGGUUACUGAAGUUUUUAGUAAGACCCGGAAUGGAGAGGAUGUGAGGAUAACGAUCACUUUAACAAAUGAACUUCCACCUACAUCACCAACUUGUUUGCAGUUCUAUAAUAUUAUUUUCAGGAGGCUUUUGAAAAUCAUGAAUUUGCAACAAAUUGGACGAAAUUAUUAUAACCCAAAUGACCCAAUUGAUAUUCCAAGUCACAGGUUGGUAAUUUGGCCUGGCUUCACUACUUCCAUCCUUCAGUAUGAAAACAGCAUCAUGCUCUGCACUGACGUUAGCCAUAAAGUCCUUCGAAGUGAGACUGUUUUGGAUUUCAUGUUCAACUUUUAUCAUCAGACAGAAGAACAUAAAUUUCAAGAACAAGUUUCCAAAGAACUAAUAGGUUUAGUUGUUCUUACCAAGUAUAACAAUAAGACGUACAGAGUGGAUGAUAUUGACUGGGACCAGAAUCCCAAGAGCACCUUUAAGAAAGCCGACGGCUCUGAAGUCAGCUUCUUAGAAUACUACCGGAAGCAAUACAACCAAGAGAUCACCGACUUGAAGCAGCCCGUCUUGGUCAGCCAGCCCAAGAGAAGGCGGGGCCCUGGGGGGACACUGCCAGGGCCUGCCAUGCUCAUUCCUGAGCUGUGCUAUCUUACAGGUCUAACUGAUAAAAUGCGUAAUGAUUUUAACGUGAUGAAAGACUUAGCAGUUCAUACAAGACUAACUCCAGAGCAAAGGCAGCGUGAAGUGGGACGACUCAUUGAUUACAUUCAUAAAAACGAUAAUGUUCAAAGGGAGCUUCGAGACUGGGGUUUGAGCUUUGAUUCCAACUUACUGUCCUUCUCAGGAAGAAUUUUGCAAACAGAAAAGAUUCACCAAGGUGGAAAAACAUUUGAUUACAAUCCACAAUUUGCAGAUUGGUCCAAAGAAACAAGAGGUGCACCAUUAAUUAGUGUUAAGCCACUAGAUAACUGGCUGUUGAUCUAUACGCGAAGAAAUUAUGAAGCAGCCAAUUCUUUGAUACAAAAUCUAUUUAAAGUUACACCAGCCAUGGGCAUGCAAAUGAAAAAAGCAAUAAUGAUUGAAGUGGAUGAUAGAACUGAAGCCUACUUAAGAGUCUUACAGCAAAAGGUCACAGCAGACACCCAGAUAGUUGUCUGUCUGUUAUCAAGUAAUCGGAAGGACAAAUAUGAUGCUAUUAAAAAAUACCUGUGUACAGAUUGCCCUACCCCAAGUCAGUGCGUGGUGGCACGAACCUUAGGCAAACAGCAAACUGUCAUGGCCAUUGCUACAAAGAUUGCCCUGCAGAUGAACUGCAAGAUGGGAGGAGAGCUCUGGAGGGUGGACAUCCCUCUGAAGCUCGUGAUGAUCGUUGGCAUCGAUUGUUACCACGACACGACAGCUGGGCGGAGGUCAAUCGCGGGAUUUGUUGCCAGCAUCAAUGAAGGGAUGACCCGCUGGUUCUCACGCUGCAUAUUUCAGGAUAGAGGACAGGAGCUGGUAGAUGGGCUCAAAGUCUGCCUGCAAGCGGCUCUGAGGGCUUGGAAUAGCUGCAAUGAGUACAUGCCCAGCCGGAUCAUCGUGUACCGCGAUGGCGUAGGAGACGGCCAGCUCAAAACACUGGUGAACUACGAAGUGCCGCAGUUUUUGGAUUGUCUAAAAUCCAUUGGUAGAGGUUACAACCCUAGACUAACGGUAAUUGUGGUGAAGAAAAGAGUGAACGCCAGAUUUUUUGCUCAGUCUGGAGGAAGACUUCAGAAUCCACUUCCUGGAACAGUUAUUGAUGUAGAGGUUACCAGACCAGAAUGGUAUGAUUUUUUUAUCGUGAGCCAGGCUGUGAGAAGUGGUAGUGUUUCUCCCACGCAUUACAACGUCAUCUACGACAACAGCGGCCUAAAGCCGGACCACAUACAGCGCUUGACUUACAAGCUGUGUCACAUCUAUUACAACUGGCCAGGUGUCAUUCGUGUUCCUGCUCCUUGCCAGUACGCCCACAAGCUGGCUUUUCUUGUUGGCCAGAGUAUUCACAGAGAGCCAAAUCUGUCACUGUCAAACCGCCUUUACUACCUCUAACCUGCAGAAGAAGAUGCAGCUGCUUUUUCUUUUUGAAAUAACUUUGGGAUUUUUUUAAGCUUUUAUUUACUUUUUUUUUUUAACUGUUAUCUUUCUGGAUGAAACUUGGGAAGGGAAUUAGGAGAUCUAGCAUUUUAUUUCUAGCAUUGCUAUUCACUGGCUUCCUUAUUUUAUAGGUAAAAAUUAAGAUUUUAUAUUUUAUCUUCUUGUUUCUCAUAGAUAUUUUGGAGGAUUUUUUUGUUUAUUUUGAAGAAAUGUGGAUAAGAUACUUUGUAGUAUAAAACAGACUCUCUGAGAGUAUUUGAAAUGUGUUUGGAGAUUUACUUAAAAGUACUUUCAGGAGUGAGCAAAUCCUACUUAUAAACCUAUAUUAACUUUAUUUUUGAAAUACCUAUUUUGAAUUUAAAGGAGAUAAGAGGCAUAAAGUAGGAUGCUCACUACAAUCAUAGGUAGGGUUUCAUCUCAUAUCUUAAAGAUAAAAGGUACUAUUACAUAACCUAUACACAAGAUAUAGGAGAAAAUAUGCUUAAUUUUUAUUUGGUAGGGGGGCUAGGUUGUAUGGGAGUAAAAAAAAGAUUGAAAAUUUUUAAAUUGUCCAAAGAAACAUUUUAAGACUCUUUAACAAAAAAGGCCAUUAGUAAAUCUCUAUAUUAACAUUACUAUUUAUUUUGUUUUGGAACUCAGACAUGAUUCUAUUUGUUAUAAAAUAAAAUUGAUGUGAUUGCCACCUUAAAUGAAUAACUGUAAUUCUUGUUUUACUGAAAGUAUGUGCGUUUUCUUUUCAUUUAAUUUUUAAAAGUGCAUACAAUUCCAUUCAUAAAAGCUAAAUUAGCCUGACCAACAUGGUGAAACUCCAUCUCUACUAAAAAUACAAAAUUAGCCAGGCGUGGUGCCAGGAGGCUGAGGCAGGAGAAUCACUUGAACCUGAGAGGCGGAGGUUGCAGUGAACGGAGAUCACGCCACUGCACUCCAGCCUGGCCAACAGAGUGAGACUCCAUCUCAAAAAAAAAAAAAAAAAAA